CAGACCAUCAGAGAAAAAGAAAGCCUCUGAAGUGUGAGAUGUUGCUGUCAGAAGGUUGGCUCCCAACAGUUAUGCUUUUGAGCCUUUUUGGCUCACUGCUAGAAUCAAAAGUGUUCCUUGAGCACAAUAAUGCAGUGCAGCUGCUCCGAGUGCGUCGGCCGAGGGCCAACUCAUUCCUGGAAGAGAUAAUGCCAGGAAACCUGGAGCGGGAGUGUUAUGAAGAGACCUGUUCCCAGGAGGAGGCGGCUGAGAUCUUUCAGACCAGAGAGAAGACGAUGGAGUUUUGGUACAGGUAUAAGAAUCUAAACCCUUGCUCCUACAACCCUUGUCUCAAUGGUGGAAUCUGCACUGUGGAUCGAAAUGGAUACCUCUGCUUGUGCCCCCCACGAUAUGAUGGCAAGAUUUGUUCCAUAGAGGUGUUUGAGUGUCAGUAUCAAAAUGGUGGCUGCCUGCAUUACUGUACCAACCAGGAACGCACGUCCGGUGUCCUGUGUGGCUGUGCCCAGGGCUACCAGCUCGACGAGGAUGGCAAGGGCUGCUCUAAAGCAGUGCCGUUCCCGUGUGGUAAGAAGCAGAGUGUGUCCCAUCGUCGUCGGUCUCUGUUGGACGACUCCCAGGACGUUGCCUCAACGUCACCCUCACCCUCAGUCUCACCCCUUCUUAAUUCUUAUGGAAACUUGACUGUGGAGGGAAACUGGACUGUGGAGGGGAACUGGACUGUGGAGGGAAACUGGACUGUGGAGGGAAACUCCACCUCCCCAGAAAUGAACUCCGGCCAGUGGGCCGAGAACAGCACAGAAGUCCUGGACGAUGUUGGCGAAGACACUCGUAUAGUGGGCGGUCAGCUGGAGAAGCAGGGGGGGAGUCCGUGGCAGGUGAUGAUCCGGAGAAAGGAUGGGUAUGGGUUCUGUGGUGGAACCCUGAUAAGCCAGCGCUGGGUCAUCAGCGCUGCACACUGUUUCUCAGACAUAGUUCCUGACCAUGUGAUCCUAGGAGACUAUGACAAGCAACGGUCCGAUAAAAACGAACAGAUGAUCAUGGUGGAAAAGCUGGUGGUUCACCCUCACUUCCAUGUGUACACCUUCGACAGUGACCUUGCUCUGGUCUACCUCGCCAAUCCAGUGGUCCUGAGCGCAAUCGCCAUCCCUGCCUGCCUUCCCAACAAUCACCUGGCUAAAGAGCUGGAUAAGGAGGACAUCCGGGGCGUGGUGACGGGCUGGGGAGCCACUCAGUUCCUGGGCCGCUCCUCUCGCUUCCUAAGGAAGGUGGUUCUCCCCCUGGUGGAUCAGAAAAAGUGUGUCCUCUCUACGGAGCAGGUGGUAACUGACAACAUGUUUUGCGCCGGAUUCUUGGAGGCCAAGCUGGACGCCUGCAGCGGGGACAGCGGCGGCCCAUUUAUGGUCAACUUCAGAGGGACAUGGUUUCUGACUGGAGUAGUGAGCUGGGGUGAAAAGUGUGCUGCUAAGGGUAAAUAUGGCGUUUAUACCAGACUAGGUAACUACCUGCACUGGAUCCAAGACACUAUAGAGAUGCAGGAGCAGAUCAGCAGCCAGACCUGAAAGCCUACAGGACUGGAAAACAAAUGUAGCAAACAUGCAAAAUCUGGUGCUUAAAGAGUUAUAAAUUCUGAAGCAGUUGUCCAAAGAAAAUAAUAAUUUGUGAAUAGAAUGUUACAAAAAGCCAUAAACCACACAAUUUGAGCUUGACUCAUGACUUGAUUCCAAUUGAGAUCACUGUCUACUUUGUAUAUCCCUAUAACCCAUUAUACACCCCAAUAAUCCUGUCAGUUCUAUUUGCACAAUUUGUAUAAUUUCUGUGUAAUGUGACAAGACCAAAAGGGAAUGCGUGAACCAGUAAAGAACACAUUUAAGAAAAUAAUUAUUUGGUCCCACUGAGAA
This is a messenger RNA of Osmerus eperlanus (European smelt), 1898 nucleotides long. Its product is annotated as coagulation factor IX. Gene Ontology annotation, molecular function: calcium ion binding; serine-type endopeptidase activity. Gene Ontology annotation, biological process: blood coagulation; proteolysis. Gene Ontology annotation, cellular component: extracellular region. The transcript is spliced from 9 exons. The coding region runs from base 39 to 1559 and encodes 506 amino acids. The record is from RefSeq and is a predicted model, not a curated record. NCBI's taxonomy places the organism in Eukaryota, Metazoa, Chordata, Actinopteri, Osmeriformes, Osmeridae.